AUGAAGACUCACGACUUCAUGAACGUUGAGUCUUUCUCUCCCAAGGCUAGACCGAUUCGCCUUUUCGGAUUCGAGUUUGGAACUUCUCAUGAAGAUUCUGAAUUCAAGGACACUAGUAAAAGCAUCAACCACGUCAAUACCACGAACAGUAACAAAGACAAGAGAUUCAAGUGCCACUAUUGCUACCGAAAGUUCCCUACUUCACAAGCCCUAGGCGGCCAUCAAAACGCCCACAAGAGAGAACGUCAGCAAACCAAACGCUUCCACCUCCAUUCAAACGCAGACGCUUUUUUCCACCGCAACCAAGACCACAUUGCUGCUUCUAGGUUCUUCAAGGAUCAUUUUAGCCUUGAAUCUGCUCGCAUCCACGACGCAAGAUUAGGGUUAUGGCGUAGGUAUAACUCAUCAAAAAGUUUUAGUGUUGACCGUACAUCUUACCAGACUAGACCGACGUAUGUUGGUGCUGCUAAGAGCAGACAUGGUCUAGUUUACGAGUCCAAAACGAAUGUACCGGACCACGUGAGUUUGGAUCUAAGCCUCUAG
Molecule: messenger RNA, 543 nt
Organism: Eruca vesicaria subsp. sativa (arugula)
Lineage: Eukaryota; Viridiplantae; Streptophyta; Magnoliopsida; Brassicales; Brassicaceae
Source: the annotation of a GenBank genome assembly